CCCAUCGCGGGUCAGGUCGGAUAAUACCCGGCGGGGCGGGUUCAAAUUGCCACCCCUACAUACACCCCAAGCCCCCAACUUCCUCCUUGAACUUUCGGAAAAGGAAAAGGGUUAAAUUCCUAUUUGGCACCAAAUGUUUAUAUACUUUAACAAAUUGGUACAACAUCUUUUUAAGUUUUUAGUUCCAAAUGUUUAUAUCAAGGUUUAAGAAAGUGUUGGGCGUAAAGCGAGCGUUGAGGCUCUGCCUUGCACCUAGCAUGCUUAGGCAUUGCCUAGGCGUGUUUACGCGUUAGAUGCAAAUGUAUCAAAGUAUCUCACAUUUGUCUAUGAUCACAAGUUUAUGAACCAAUAUCAUCUCAUCCACCUCUCAUUUCUAAACUUUCACUAACAACACAUGGUAAAACAAAUAAAACAUAGUUGGAGAAAUGAGCAAGAAAGAAGAAACUGGAAAAUAGUGAAGCAGAUUGAGAGCGAAGAAGCACAAAAAUGAAAGAAGAAACUACUCUAAAAAUGGUAGUCUCUAACUAUAUCCUAGCCUAACUAUAGAGAAAUCAAUACAAUACUCCAUUCUAGUAUAUCAAAAGGUAGAAAAAAUACAUCAUGAUAUCAUUUUGAGGCGCAACUUAAUGCUCAUUGGGCGCCCUCCGAGGCCACAACGUAAUUGUGAUGCCUUCUUCACUGCUUUUUGCCAAGGCAAGGCGUUGUCCUUCUGACUUGCACAUAAUCGAGUUUAGGAUUGUGUCUAGGCACGUUUUUUAAAUACCAUGGUUUGUAUACUUUGGCUGGUGUGAUAUGAAUUGGAUCUCAUGUGAAAUAUUGUGAGUUGUGAAUUGCGAACAAAGUUGAAAGUUGCAACAUGGGUCUUAAUCAAGGUGGAUAGGACGGAAUUAAUAAAUGUAACAGAAAUGAAUUAUGAAGAAAUAUUUAAAGAAAUGACAAUUCUGAUAGAGAUGUGAAGAGUUCGAGUUGGGUCAAUAAAUAUACAGGUCCAUCACAUUAAUUCGAGAGCAGUGCAACUUAUCAAUGUGACCCAAAUAUUCUAGCUUGAGGUCGUUUGGAAGUUGCGAUUGUUAAAUAGAUAUAUUGUUGAGAAUGCAUGUAUAAUAUUGUACAUGUAUUGUCGAAUUUGAUGCAUUGUAGAAUACAACGUUUGGUAUGUGUGAUUGUGUAUGUCGCAUCAACUAAAAACUGAGACAAAACAAUCUCAACUCAACUAUCUCAACAAUCACAACUAAAAGUUGAGAUAUAAUAAUCACUCAAAAUGAGUGAUAGUUUCUGUCACAUCACAGAAACAAUCCAUGUAUUGUUUCUGCUAAAAAAACAAAACAAAAAAAACGAUGCAUUGUAAACAAUACAUGCAUAAUGACAAUCUCAACAAAACAAUCGCAACUUCCAAACGUCCACUAGAUAAACUUCUCACUAAUCUAAUGACUGUAUAGUUGGUACUUACUAAUCUAAUGACUAAUCGUAACCGGCUUUGUGGGCUUGGGAUACAGUUAGUAACCACUGGUUACUGAUCCAUUUUUUAAUUUUUGAUAUUUUUAAAUUUAUCCAGCAUUUAAUAAUUGGAUUUUCAAUGAAAGAGAGAGAAAUAGUCUUUUCUCUGCAACUCUUCUUUCUCCUUCUCUCUUCCUUUUUCUAUCCCAGUCUUCUUAUACUUAUCUAGAUUUGCUCCCUUCUCUUCUUCUUCAUUUUUUUCCCCCGCAAUCGAGGAAGAAAAAUUACAACCUCCCUAUUUCAUUGCAUUUCUUCUCUUCGUCAAAUCGUUGGCCUCAAUUCUGAUCUUUCUCCUUUUUUUGGCAUUUUGAUGUUCUUGAUUGCAGAGGAGGAAAUAAGAGGAGAUAGAAGAUGAGUUUUUUUCCUCCCUCUUUCUGUUUUUUGUCGUUUAGGUAAUAUAUAUUGAUAUACCACACUAUACCAUAUGGUAUUGAGUGGUAACGAAAUAUAUAUUGGUAUUACCACACUAUACCAUAUGGUAUUGGGUGGUAACGAAAUAUAUAUUGGUAUUACCACACUAUACCAUAUGGUAUUGGGUGGUAAUGAAAUAUAUAUUGAUAUUACCACACUAUACCAUAUGGUAUUGGGUGGUAACGAAAUAUAUAUUGAUGUGGCAAAUUCAUACCAUAUGGUAUACUCUUAGGGUCGUUUGGAUUUGGAAAUGUAAUGCAGUAAUUGGACCCAAUUACCACAUAAUACAGUAAUUGGGUUAAAAACCCAUGUUUGGGAGAGCAAAAAUGGUAUGGAAAUUGGACCAUGGAAAUUGGCUUCAAUUACCACAUUCAUGGUAAUUGAGAAUACUACACCUCCCCCUAGUAAUUUGACAUUACCACGUUUUCUUACUUCUUUUUCCAAAUUCCACACCAUCAAUUCCAACAAAACUAAAUCCUAUCCAAACGUGAAUUUUUUUUUUCAAUUUCCACAAGUCAAUUCCUUGGUUUUGUACAACAUGGAAAUUGAGACAAAUUUCAACGUUUUAAAAUUUUCACAUCCAAACGACCCCUUAGUUAAUAUCAGUCAAUACCAUAUGGUAUAGACUAGUAAUAGCUGGAAAUUUUUUUUGUGUCAAAAAAUAUCAAAAUGGAUAUCAUUUUGAAGAGCACAAUUAAUCUGAUCCAGCUGUGCAAAAAAAUUAAAUUCCGACUUAAAACGAGUGAGAAAUGAUUCGGUUAAAAUCUGCGUCAUAAAUAGGGAUAAAUGCAAUUUUACCUUACUGUCCUUUCGCAUUUAAUUUAAAUAAAAAAUUGACUAACACGUGGGGAUGAGAAGGAGUUUAUUGAUGAGUUAUUGUGAGUGCGUGCUACUUUUUUAUAUUAUCUCCAUUAGUUACUUACCAUCCUUAAUAUAUUUUAUUUUUGUAAACAUAUCUAAUUAAUUGAUUUCUGAAAGCUGUAGCGUAUCUAUCCGUUGCCCAAACAAACGCGAGAGGCAUCAUUCAGGCGUUAACCAUCCAUACCCGAUAGACUAAUCAACUUCCUCUCGUCAAAUCAAAAUACAAAUAUUUGGAAAGCUGAUUCCAUGGCCUCAAUUUGAUGCCAGAAAGCAAGGGACGGGAAGAAGGAGAGGGAAGGAACAAAGAAAGGGAAAGAGAGAGAGAGAGAGAGAGAGAGACACCACAGCUGGAGAGAGUUGCGUCACGAACUCACCUUUCUCUUUCCUUUUAUUGGUGGGAAUACUCACCGUUCUUUGGUUUGACAUUGUACACGUCUAAAGCCCGCGGCCUCCAGGCUUCUUUUUAUUAAGAUCUGUGAAUGCCUCAAUGCUAACUCUCGAGAAUCAGGAGAGGGAAAGAUAUUUUUGACAGAAGGGUUGAGUGUUGGAUGGGUGAGUUGAUGGUUCGAGGUAGAACCCACUGUCUGUUUUCUAGGAAAGUUUCCAUUUUUAUGUACAAAAUUUUCGCUGUCGGAUUGAUUGUUCUGUCUGGGGGGUUCAGUCGAUAAGCACGGCAAAAUGGAAUGAAUUAUUUUGGGGAGGGAAGGGUUGGAUUAUAUAGAGGGAGAGGGAGAAAUUGGUGGUGGACAUCACAGUUGAGUGUUUUUCCUUUUGUAGAGAGAAAGGGUUGAAGAAGAUGGAAGAUCAUGCAGAGGACCAUGAUAUAGAGAUAGAGGGAUAUGGAGGGAUCGGAGAAGAGAAGGAGUUCGGGUCAAUGAAAGAGCCACUCCUUCUCAGGAACAGGCAGAACAAUACUUCACAGAUUGCCAUUGUUGGUGCCAAUGUUUGCCCCAUUGAAAGCCUUGACUAUGAGAUUGUUGAGAAUGAGCUGUUUAAGCAAGAUUGGAGGGCUAGAAAGAAGAAUGAGAUAGUUCAAUAUGUUGUCCUUAAGUGGACACUGGCCCUUCUGAUUGGAUUUAGCACUGGGGUUGUUGCCUUUUUCAGCAACCUUGCAGUCGAGAACAUCGCUGGUUUUAAGCUUUUGUUGACGAACAGUCUUAUGCUUCGGGCCAAUUAUUACCAGGCAUUCGGAGCAUUUGCUGGUUGCAAUGCCGUUUUGGCUGUCGCAGCUGCUACCCUCUGUGCUUACGGAGCCCCUGCUGCAGCAGGCUCUGGCAUACCUGAAGUUAAAGCAUACCUUAAUGGUGUAGAUGCUCCUUCUAUUUUAGCUCCAAGCACUCUCUUCGUGAAGAUUUUUGGGUCCAUCUUUGGAGUUGCUGCUGGAUUGGUUGUGGGGAAGGAGGGACCUAUGGUCCACACUGGAGCGUGCAUAGCUGCCUUUCUUGGACAGGGUGGUUCUAGGAGGUAUCAUCUAACAUGGAGAUGGCUGAGGCACUUCAAGAAUGAUAGGGAUCGACGAGAUCUUGUGACUUGUGGUGCUGCAGCUGGUGUAGCAGCUGCUUUCCGAGCUCCUGUUGGUGGUGUCCUAUUUGCCCUUGAAGAAGCUGCUUCAUGGUGGAGGAGUGCUCUACUUUGGAGAACUUUCUUUACAACUGCUGUCGUUGCAGUGGUGUUGAGAGGUUUCAUGGACUUCUGUAAGUCUGGAAACUGUGGGUUAUUCGGGGAAGGAGGACUUAUCAUGUUUGAUGUCAACUCGUCAACUGCCAAUUAUGGCACCCCAGAUCUAUUGGCAAUCAUCUUCCUUGGUGUGCUUGGAGGCCUUCUGGGAAGCUUUUACAAUUAUCUUGUAGACAAGGUCCUUCGUACUUAUAGUAUCAUUAAUGAGAAGGGACCAAUAUUCAAGGUCAUACUUGUGCUGUGCAUCUCCCUUCUCACUUCGUGUUGCUCGUAUGGUCUCCCAUGGCUCUCAGCAUGCACUCCCUGUCCUCCCCACCUUAUGGAGCAGUGUCCCACUGCAGGUCGGUCCGGUAAUUACAAGAAUUUCCAGUGUCCGCCACACCAGUACAACGACCUUGCCUCUCUUUUCUUUAACACCAACGAUGACGCCAUAAAAAAUUUACUCAGCCCGGGGAUCACAAAACAGUUCCAUAUCCCAACCCUCCUUGUUUUCUUUAGCGCCAUAUUCUUCCUCGGCAUAGUUACAUAUGGCAUUGCAGUCCCUUCCGGUCUCUUCAUUCCUGUCAUUCUUGCUGGGGCGUCUUAUGGCCGCCUCGUUGGUCGCUUGCUCGGUUCUAUCUCUCAACUUGAUGCAGGUCUUUUUGCUCUCCUUGGUGCUGCAUCCUUCCUUGGUGGCACGAUGAGAAUGACGGUCUCACUCUGUGUCAUACUUCUCGAACUCACCAAUGACCUGUUGAUGCUUCCAUUGAUGAUGCUGGUUCUCCUCAUUUCCAAAACCGUGGCUGAUUGUUUCAACAAGGGUGUGUAUGACCAAAUCGUGAAGAUGAAAGGACUUCCGUACAUGGAAGCUCAUGCAGAGCCAUACAUGAGGCAGUUGGUAGCAGGGGACGUUGUUUCGGGCCCAUUGUUCACUUUCUCCGGGGUUGAAAAAGUGGGGAACAUCUGGCAUGCCUUGAAGAUAACCAGGCACAAUGCAUUUCCGGUGAUCGACGAGCCACCUUACACGGAUGCACCAGAGCUGUGUGGGCUUGUGCUCAGGUCUCAUCUCCUUGUGUUGCUCAAGGGGAAGAAGUUCACGAAACAUAAGGUGAUGACCGGUUCAGAAAUCAUGAGGAGAUUCAAGGCACAUGAUUUUGCUAAAGCCGGGUCUGGGAAAGGAGUGAGGUUGGAGGAGUUGGAAAUCUCAGAAGAGGAGAUGGAGAUGUAUGUUGACCUUCAUCCUAUCACCAAUACUUCCCCUUAUACUGUCGUCGAAACAAUGUCACUGGCGAAAGCAGCUGUUCUGUUCCGAGAGCUUGGUCUUCGGCACUUGUUGGUUGUGCCAAAGACCCCAGGGAGGCCUCCGAUUGUUGGGAUACUUACGAGGCACGAUUUCGUGCCAGAGCACAUCUUGGGGCUCUACCCCCAUAUCAAUCCUCACAAGUAGGAGCCAGGGGGCAGACGAGAAAGAAUGAAAAGUAGGCAAGCAGAACUUCUUAGCUAUACCCAAUAUACCUUUUGCAGUCUUCGUCAGGCAAUGUACAAGAUUUUGUUUGUAAAAGCCGAGGGGUUGCAUUGUGAAUUUUCAGAUGCUAUGAUAUAGUUUUGAGGUUUGAAUAAGAGAUUGGUAAAUGGGAGAGACAACAUUGGAUACAUAUUAUAGAGAGGAGGCCAAUGUGACCCCCUCUUAUACGAGAGGUGUGCAGAUUAUUGCAAACAUUGCUUCUGAGAUGAACGUUAUUUUAUUUUGAUAUUUUCUUGUUUCCUUCCGUUCCUUGUGUAUAGGUGUAUUAUGUUGGGAAACCAUCAUCUUUAUGUUAUUUUUUUUUUUGGGGUGUGAAACGUUUACAGAUGGUGUGCUUGUUUAGUUCUUUCCAAGUUUCAAAGGAAGAGAAAGUGUGGUUCUGUUUCAGUAAGGUUCGAUGGCAAGGACGACGAGCAAUGAUACUCGAUGAAUGGUGAAAUUGAUGGUGAUUUUGGAAGGAACCUUGCAGCAGGGCUCCUACAGCAUCGAUAUUGGGAGUUCACGAGCUUUGUCCAAGGGAAAGGAAAAAGAGAAUGGCUCGAGUUGAUGAAGAUCAUGGGAUCUCGAGACAGCAGCCAUGGUUGAUCAUAGUCUUCAGUGAUAAUUUGUGUUCAGUGCAGCCAUGGUUUAUCUAUAUUCUUACUAGGAAUGACUUCUGCAGAGGAGAAACAGUACUGAUGGAGUUUUAGGAAUGGUUGCAAAGUCAAGGGGAUUAACCGAUUAGGAAAAAAAACGAAACAAUGCA
Linum trigynum is the source of this 6695-nucleotide messenger RNA. NCBI's taxonomy places the organism in Eukaryota, Viridiplantae, Streptophyta, Magnoliopsida, Malpighiales, Linaceae. The record is from the annotation of a GenBank genome assembly.